AUGGCACGAGUCUCCGACCUCAUUCGAGACUCGAAACUGGACACCUAUUUCCUCCCGGACUAUAGGGUGGAGACAGUCCAUAGGUUCGAAGAGUCAGAUCCAUCCUCGGGACGGCGAUUAGUGACGAGAUCGGAGCACUGGCGACCACACAGAAGAAUUGGACGAGGUGGAUUCGGUAGUGUCUGGCUGGAAAAGCGCAGUCAAGGGGGACGCCGAAGCUACAAUCAGGAUGUCACAGUCCGAGCCGUGAAGCAGAUUGAUCUGGACACCCAGCAUGGCUCGAUUGACUAUAAUCGGGAAUUGGAAGCGAUUGCCAAGUUCUCGCAUGCUCGCUAUGAGCGGUGCUUCGUCAAGUCCUUUGGAUGGUAUGAAUGCCCCGGGAAGCUCUUCAUAGCAAUGGAAUACCUCGAAAAUGGCGACCUCUUCGGAUAUCUACACCAGAGACCACCCCUUCCCGAAAGCGAGGCCAAAGAAAUAACAUACCAGAUCCUCGAGGGACUGGGUAUGAUGCAUGAAAAUGGAUUUGCCCAUCGAGACUUAAAACCAAAUAACAUCCUGGUCAAAUCGCACCCUCCAGCAGAAUGGUGGAUCAAACUUGCCGACUUUGGUCUCACUAAGCGCAUCGAGGAGAGCCAUGCAAAGCUUUCUACGGUGAAGGGAACCCCCCGAUACUUUGCCCCUGAGCUAUGGGGAUUCGUUGAGCGAGGCGGUGCCUAUGCAACUGACAUGUGGGCUCUCGGGGAAACAACCUUUGAGAUGCUCUCCAAGAAACCAGCAUUUGAAACCCCUGGGAUGCUUGCCGGUUUUAAGUCCCCGCGGCAGUUUCCGGUCGACAUUCUGGUCAAAGCUGGCGUCAGCCAACCAGGCAUUGACUUCGUGGCUUCACUCAUGCGACCUUGUCCCAGCGACAGACCGACAACAGAAACGGCCAAGUUGAAUAUAUGGAUUCAAUCGGCGAUAGCACCAGCAAGCGAGUCUAUCGCGAGUUCGAAAAGCGAGCCACAAAGAUCCUCGAAUGUUGAAGACGAGCUGGCUAAGGGGCUCAUGUCGUGGAGCAUCAAAUCCCCCUACAAGGGGGAAGAACCUACCAUUCAAGAUACCGUGCUUGGCCCAACUACACAACUACGCUGGAGGAGUGCCAUCCAAAAAAAGGUUGGCAUGGCACAGGAGGAUGCCGCACCUGAUAUAUCAACACUACGCACCGUGAAAAGCCUGCCCAAGCCACCCAAGUCAGCUGCACCUGAGUCUAUACAUUGGUAUCAGACCAGACCUGAUCUACAGCGCUAUAUGAACGCCGUCCGCGCGGUAGCCUUUUCACCAGACGCGCGCCAGCUGAUAUGCACCUCCAGAAAGUCAAGGAUGUCGUGGGAUUUAGCAUCUGGAAAUGUUUACGAGAACUCCAGGAUUUGCUCAAAUCUAUACAAAUCAAAGCUCUCCUCUUCUUCAGCGCUGGCGUACUCACCAGACAACACGCUUUGGGCCUGUGGUGUCGGGCUCCAUAGUCUGCAUUCAGGGAACGUGUUGGUAUUUGAUACGGGAACCGAGAUUCUACAGAAGGAGCUUGGCCAUCAAGGAUGGGUCACUUCUUUGGCUUUCUCCUACGACAAUGAAUACCUAGCGUCUGCCGCUACAAAUGACGAAAUUCGAAUUUGGAACCUGGCGACUCUCGAAUACGCAUGGAAGCUUCCAAGUCACUGUGACCACGUCAAGUCGGUGGUCUUUUCGCCUGAUGGUCGGCUAUUGGCAUCUGGGUCUGCAGAUGGAAUGGUUCGGGUAUACGAUCUGGCGACUGAAAGUCUACAAUCGACGUUCGAGGGUCAUUUGGGACCUGUCAACAUGGUGGUGUUUUCACCCAACGGGCAGCUGCUAGCAUCUUGCUCCAGUGAUUGCAAAGUCAAGCUAUGGAACUUGAAAAAGAAAGCUCUGCACCAAACGCUUCGAGGGCAUGGCUUUGAGGUUACCUCCGUCGCAUUCUCUUUCAACAGCAAGAUGAUCGCGUCCGCCUCUACGAAUGGGACAAUGCGGGUUUGGUAUGCGGCAAGACCUAGCUAA
Molecule: messenger RNA, 2052 nt
Organism: Penicillium olsonii
Lineage: Eukaryota; Fungi; Ascomycota; Eurotiomycetes; Eurotiales; Aspergillaceae
Source: the annotation of a GenBank genome assembly